Ctenopharyngodon idella (grass carp) is the source of this 2141-nucleotide messenger RNA. RefSeq lists its product as uncharacterized. The record is from RefSeq and is a predicted model, not a curated record. Bases 142 to 1362 code for a protein of 406 amino acids. The transcript has 2 exons. NCBI's taxonomy places the organism in Eukaryota, Metazoa, Chordata, Actinopteri, Cypriniformes, Xenocyprididae.
CACAAGUACACUUAUUUAAGCACACAACGUAGUGGCAAAAUAAUACAGCAAAAGAAUUGAAUACAACAAGACACAUCUUUUAUAUGAUAUCCAGCAGAAAAACUCAGUUUGCUGUUUGGAACACUGAUUCCCACAGAAAGAAUGGCACAUCUAUACACCUCUCUUGUGUUGCUCUGUUUCUUCUGUUCAGUGUGGCCAAGUGAUUGGAUGAUUCACUUUACUUAUCUUGGAACAAAGUGUAUAGAAGACUGCAAGCUUGUGGGUCAUGAGUACAGGUGUAAGUCUACUGAUAAAGAUGGAAAUGUCUGGUCAAUGUACUGUUCACCUAAAACUAAAACAGACUACUGGGGUAGAGGAUGCGGUCAGUGUGGGAAGAGUGGAGAAGGCUACUAUUAUUGCAAAACUGGUUUAUUUUCUUGGGGAUAUUGUGGGCUGGUGACGGAUAAGAAUAUCUAUUAUGGAUCUAAGACAGGAGCGAUGUGUCAUGACAACUGUUAUCGAAGAGAUCACGGCAAGUUUUGGUGCGAUACUACACAGGGAAAAGAUUACUGCUCACCAUUUCUAUACACAGAUUACAAGAACAAGCAGUGUAAAGAAGACAGUCCAUGUAGGAAGCAGGGUCAAAAUUACAACUGGUGCUGGCUGAAGGAGGGAGGCUGGGGACACUGUGGGCCCGUGGAACCAAAGAUGUUUCUCCAUCGGUCUAAGAAAGAUCAUUUUUGCAUAGACGAAUGCCAGUAUCAUGAGAGUGGUGAUUACUACUGGUGCCACACUGACGAUGGCUGGGACUACUGCUCUCCAGAUGUGGAUGUAACCUAUAAAGACAAACCGUGUCGCUCAGACCACUCCUGUGGCUUACACGGUAAAAGUUACAACUGGUGCUGGACCUCAGAGUCAGAUUAUGAUUACUGCGGGCCCGUUGUAUCUGGAGAGUGCACUUAUGUCACCGAUCAAAAUCGCAACAGAGGAGACCUAAAAGACAGAAAACUGAUAUGCACACAGGUGGACAGAGCUAACAAGAAUAUCACCUUUAAUGUGAGGCCAGCUCCUAAUUGCAUCGCUGAUGGCAGUCAAUGGAAAAGCGAGGCAGGAACCUUAAUCAGGCGCUGGGACAAUGUGUACCUGGUGGACAAGGCCCACUCAAAUCUGAUCUUCUCUUAUAAUCUCCGUAUCGACAUAAAGGGCAUUAUCGAGCGCAACAAUCAGUCCUACUAUGACCUACGGAUCCAUGUGAAACAGGGGCCUGGUAGAAGCACCAUUACGUCUCAGAUCAUCGUGCCUCCUGGAAUUCCUGAACACUACAUGCACAGAGCCUUCCUGGAGAGCUUCAGGCACAAAGCUCUAGUUUUUGUUGACCUUUAAAGGCAAAAUCAGCGUUAGAGCUUUGGUUUGGAAAUGUGCAAUGUAUAGUAGACCUACCACAGAUGUAAAUCUUUAAGCUUUUUGAUGUACAACACAAAUACUGAGCAGAAACAAUUUGUUCAUGAAAAAUGUCUUCAUCUCUAUGACUUUCCAUGUUUAAGGUUCACUUUACAACUAGAGAUCGACAGAUAAGGGUCUUUCAAUGGCAAUGAUACAAUUCUAGAAUGACCGAUUACUAUUAUAAAUGCUGACAGUUAAAACAGAAAAUGUGUUCAAUUGACAAAAAAAAAAAAAAAAAAAAAAAAAAAAAACUUUAAAACAGAUGUAAUUCAUUAAUAUUGGCAUACUUUUUUUAAAGGCACAAACAUCUUUUUAUUAAAAUAUCCAAAAAUCACUAGAACAAUGUUAUAUAUUUUGUUGACUUGUGUACUUACAUUAUCCCAAAUGUUUCCAAGAGAAAUAAGCUAUUUUAACUUGACCGUUUCCUUGUGAAAGAGAAGUGUGCUUAAUUCUAUUGAAAGUGUACAUUUGUGUACUUCAAAUCUGAGAAAUAUACUUUUUAAAAAGUGCACUUGCAGAUAAUAUAAUUAAAAUUAAAGGUCACUUAAGUGUACUUAAGGAGAGUACACUUUAAUGACAAUAUUUCUUAACACACUUAAAGGAUUAGUUCAUUUCAGAAUUAAAAUUUCCUGAUAACUAACUCACCCCCAUGUCAUCCAAGAUGUUUAUGUCUUUCUUUCUUCAGUCGAAAAUAAAUAAAGGUAUUGCAUUUCCCAUCA